CUUCUCUCCUCUUCCCUCUCCCCGCCCACUCGGCACUCGCAAGACAAACGCGGCGGCGAUGGCCGUCCAGGCGCAGCACCUGUUCGCACCAGCUUUCCUGCCCCACGACGUCGGCCACGCCUUAAGGGCGCUGGAGGGUGCCGCGGCCGUCGGCGGCUCCGCGCUCCUGGACGAGCUCGGCCUCGGCGGGUGCGCGCCAGCGCCGGCGGCCCUCGGGGACGCCGCGUUCGGCGACGCCCAGCCGCGCAGCGAGCUCACCUGCAAUGCCGCCGGUGACAACAGCGUGUUCCUCCCGAGGAAGCGGGCACGCGUUGUGCCGGGGUUCCUGGACGUCGGCCACCAGCCGGGGUUCCUGCUGGACGAGGUGCAGAACAGGUGCGGCGCGGCGUCCACCAGCGGCCGGGCGGCGGCGGCCAGUGGCGUCCUGUCGCAGCUGUACCACCAGGGCGUGGAGGUCGACGCGCUGGUGCGGGUCGAGACGGACAGGAUGCGCGCGGCGCUGCAGGAGGCUCGGCGGCGGCACGCGCGCGCGGUGGUAGCGGUCGUGCGGGGCGCGGCGGAAGCUCGGCUCCGCGCCGCGGAGGCAGAGCUGGAGCGCGCCCGCCGCCGCGGCGCGGAGCUGGAGGAGCGGCUCCGGCAGCUGGCCGCCGAGGGCCAGGCGUGGCUGGGCGUGGCAAGGAGCCACGAGGCCGUCGCCGCUGGCCUCCGCGCCACGCUCGACAAGGUGCUCCAGCAGCCCGCCGUCGCCGGCGGCGGUGGCGGUGGCGGCGAGGCGGAGGACGCGCAGUCCUGCUGCUUCGUGGCAUCCCCGUCGGGGCCGGUGUCGACUGGUUCGUCGCCGUCGUGCAAGGCCUGCGGCGGCGGCGACGCGUGCGUUCUGGUCCUGCCGUGCCGGCACCUGUGCCUGUGCCGCGCGUGCGAGGCCGGUGCCGAGGUGUGCCCCGUCUGCGGCGCCGUGAAGAACGCCUCGCUCCAGGUCCUGCUGUGACGGCGAGGAGGCACUGGCAGCGGAAGCGGGAGUCACUCCAGCUUGCCUCCCGCGUGCCCCGGUACGUGAGUCACGACACCGGGGUCAGGCAGGAAACUUUUGUUGGUUAGUAGCAGUAGAGAGUAGCCCUGUUGAGUACAAUCAUGUAGAAAUGCAUUGGCUAAACCACACGUCAUAGUUCCUGUUUGCUCAGAGACGUGUACUCAUUUUCCUUGAUCGCUAAACCACAUCAUGUUAGCAGUUA
This is a messenger RNA of Zea mays, 1232 nucleotides long. Its product is annotated as BOI-related E3 ubiquitin-protein ligase 1. NCBI's taxonomy places the organism in Eukaryota, Viridiplantae, Streptophyta, Magnoliopsida, Poales, Poaceae. Gene Ontology annotation, molecular function: ubiquitin-protein transferase activity. Bases 59 to 988 code for a protein of 309 amino acids. The record is from RefSeq and is marked validated. The transcript has 2 exons.